Molecule: messenger RNA, 1972 nt
Organism: Neolamprologus brichardi
Lineage: Eukaryota; Metazoa; Chordata; Actinopteri; Cichliformes; Cichlidae
Gene: polr1e
Product: RNA polymerase I subunit E
Biological process (GO): DNA-templated transcription
Molecular function (GO): DNA binding
Source: RefSeq, a predicted model, not a curated record
CGAAGCGGCUUGUUUGGUUUUGGCCGUGGGAACGUAAAGCUGGCCGCGAUGCACGGUGCCGCGGUGUCCGUUGAUCUCCAGCGGCUGCCAGGCUGAGCACACAGCCACGGCGCCAGAAUAACCGUUAGAAUAAUAUUAAUGCCUCCUAUCAAUUGGUGAGUGGUAGCGUCAUGCUGUGUUGUGUUUUCUAAUAUUUUCCCCGCCGACAGACGGUUUUUCCAACCAGACUCACGGGGCGGCGCUGUACCUCUUUUUCGCGUCCAUGACCUCACCCGAGGUGAAAAGCUGCAGCUUUACGAUUUCACCACAAGGCGUCGCUGCUGCACCCCCACACACAGCCAGUUAGCCAAAGAUUAUAAACAGCAUCGAGAUGGUAAAUGCUUUGGCAUUUUUAUUUUUUUAAAGCCCGUAUAAAUGAUAAUCCUAUAAUCCAAUGAACAAAGACAUAGCAGAAGGAACAGUGCGGGCAAAAAUAAAGAAAGGCACCAGGUAAAGAAUCCACAAGAAAACUGGGGAAAUUAGAGCAGCGGCUUGGCGAAGCGAACACGGAAGUACAGAAGAGUAACUCUUGCCCUGCAUGAAAACUUAUCAUGACAAAAGUCAUGGCCGCCUCCUGCUCGUUUGUGUGCUGCGGAGAGGAGAAAGAAGCCGAUAAAGCUGUCGUCGUCCGCUUUUCCAACGGCAGCGUUCAAAAUGCAGACAAGCUGGAUUUCAGCAUGUUUAAAAACACGGAGGAAAGUAACCCCAGGAAAAAGACCAGGCGGAUACUGGUUGCAGAGUCAGACAGACUGUCCUAUGUGGGGCAGAACUUUGGAGUGGGGUCCAUGAAGUGCAAUAAUCUUUGCAAGUAUUAUGUGGGCGUGUUGAACAAGCAGACCAUGACGAUGGAGGUGCAUGAAGCUCAGCUCUUCAACAUGCAACCAGUUAUACCAGGAGAGACAACAGACAGUGCAAAACCCCAGGACACUACUCAGACCUACAGAGAAAAGGUUGAUUUACUGAUUGAGGCCUUUGGUACCAACAAGCAGAAGAGAGCUCUGAGCUCUCGCAGGCUGAAUCAGGUGGGCAGUGAAACCCUUCAGCAAGCAGUGGCAAAGGCUGCCAACACUGUGAUUGGCGAGAAGGGUCUGGAAGCUUUGCAGCAAGAAGUGGCUGACGCAGAGUCGCAAGGAGACCUGGCUCUGCACCUUCCCCCCUGCAAUGCAAACGCAGACAAACGAGAGGACGUCUAUCCAUUUGAUGAGCUCUUGAGCCCAGUGGAGUUUGGUGCUUUGGAGCAGGGUGGUGCCAAAAUGGCAGCACUCACCCCCGAAGAGCUGAAAAAGAUGAAAGAUGAUGGAAGGUGCCUGAGUAUUGUGAAGCAUCUAGAGAAUCUGCCAACUGAAAGUGAAAGCCGAGACAAAACAGCACGCUGUGCUUUCUACCUCUCUCUGCUCCUCAAACUGGCUCGGGAGAGGAAUGUCACCCGCAAGUUUGGGCAAGAGGAAGGCUGCCCUCGCAUCAUCCAGGGCAAACUGUUUAAAACGUUCACCGUGGAGACCUUCAACAAUGGCAGAAUCCAGAACAUGGUGUCGUCGUCAAUGCGGGUCAAACUAGCAGCAUACUGCUUAGCUCUGCUGCUGCAUAUGGGUAACAUGACAGCUGACCUCACAUUACUGCAUCGUGACCUGGGAAUCACUGAGGCAAGGAUGACUGAAGUCGCAAAGUCAAUGAGACUGACCUUGGUGAAACCAGCCCGAGGCAAGGGUGAUAACAUUGAACUGCAAGAUGACAGCAGACUGGCCGCCCUUGUUCUGCCUCUGAUCAAAUACGAUCACUUCACUGAGAGACGGAAACGAAAAAAGAUGCACUGAGGACGUGAAGGAGAACCGAGAACUGGACAGAAAGAAAUUAAUAUCAAACAAAUGGCUGCAUUAAACAAGGCUUGUUUGUUAAUGCUUUUGUAGACAAAUAAAGUGAACUUCAAGUCGUA